AACGAAACCCUAUAAGGAAGGGCUUAACCCACCUAGGGCCACCUAACAGCUGGAGUGGCUUCUGCUUGUGUGCACAUUCGCUCAGCAUUCAGCAUGUCUGGAAUUGCAGAUCGGGUAGCCAGGCAGAAGGCUCUUUGUGCAGGAUUUGGUACAAAUGACCAGGCUUCAAAAUAUCUGAAUCAGGACUAUGAGGUGCUUCAGAGGGAGUGCUUGAAGGCUGGCACACUCUUUAAAGAUGACAUCUUUCCUGCCGCGCCAGAGUCCAUUGGUUAUAAUGAGCUGGGACCUUACUCAUCCAAAACCCGAGGUGUGGUGUGGAAGAGGCCAAAAGAGUUGUGUGCUAAUCCACAAUUUAUUAUUGGAGGUGCCACCAGAACAGAUGUCUGUCAAGGAGCCCUGGGUGACUGCUGGCUCUUGGCUGCAAUUGCAUCCUUGACCCUUGAUGAGGAAAUCCUGGCCCGUGUUGUUCCCAGUGGACAAAGUUUUCAAGAAAACUAUGCAGGAAUAUUUCACUUCCAGUUCUGGCAGUAUGGGGAGUGGGUUGAUGUGGUCAUUGAUGAUCGACUACCCACAAGAAAUGGAGAACUGUUAUUUGUCCACUCUGCUGAAGGAACUGAAUUCUGGAGUGCUCUGCUGGAGAAAGCUUAUGCUAAGCUGAAUGGCAGCUAUGAAGCACUGAGUGGAGGCUCCACUAUUGAAGGUUUUGAGGAUUUCACUGGUGGAAUUUCAGAGCUGUAUAUGCUGCACAAAGCACCGCCACACCUCUUUAAAGUCAUCUGCAAAGCUCUUUCAGCUGGAUCUCUCCUGGGCUGUUCCAUUGAUAUCACCAGUGCUCGUGACACUGAAGCUGUAACCUUUCAGAAGUUGGUCAAAGGACAUGCAUAUUCCCUCACGGGUGCAGAGGAGGUUAGCUACCGAAGUGGAAAAGAAAAAAUUGUUCGAAUUAGAAACCCCUGGGGUCAAGUGGAAUGGACAGGAGCCUGGAGUGACAAUGCUCCAGAGUGGAAUUAUGUUACUCCAGAGGAAAAAUCAAAACUGGACUGCAAAGCAGAAGAUGGCGAAUUUUGGAUGUCCUACUCAGAUUUUCUGACACAUUAUUCAAAACUGGAGAUCUGCAACCUUUCUCCUGAUACCCUGUCUGAUGACAGCCUCCACAAAUGGACCAUGGCUGUUUUUGAGGGGAACUGGCGAGUAGGCUCCACUGCAGGAGGGUGCAUAAACAGCCCAGCCACCUUCUGCUCCAACCCCCAGUUUACCUUCAAACUCGAUGAAGAAGAUGAUGAACACUAUGACAAUGUGAGCGGAUGCAGUUUUCUGCUUGGUCUCAUGCAAAAAAACACCAGAAAGGAGAAGAGAUUUGGACGGGAUCUGAACACCAUUGGAUUUGCAAUCUACAAGGUUCCUGAGAAGUUCAAGGGUUGCUCAAACGUUCAUUUGGGAGCAGAUGUCCUCUUAAGGCAGAAGGCUGUAGCCAUGAGCAGCGCAUUCAUCAACCUACGAGAGCAGUGUGACCGUUUUAAGCUUCCUCCAGGAGAGUAUAUUGUUGUACCAUCGACAUUUGAGCCACACAAAAAUGGCAACUUCGUUCUUCGAUUCUGUUUUGAAAAGAAUGCUGUUGCAAGCCGAAUGGAACAUCCUAUUGAUGCUAAAAUCUUUGAGCCUGAAAUUACAGAACGUGAAAUUGAUCCCCAUUUCAGACAGCUGUUCAUGCAAGUAGCAGGCAAAGAUUCAGAAAUCACUGUAUUUGAGCUGAUUCAGAUUUUGAACCAAGUUACUAAACAACGAGCUGACAUCAAGUGUGAUGGCUUCACACUCGAAACAUGUCGAAACAUAAUCAGUCUUCUGGAUAAAGAUGGAAAUGGCACCCUAGGACUGGUGGAAUUUACUAUUCUUUGGGAGAAGCUUAGGAUCUAUCUGGAAAUCUUUAAAAAAUUUGAUACUGAUGGAUCUGGUACCAUGAGUUCUCAUGAAAUGAGAGGGGCAGUACUGGAAGCAGGUUUCCAGCUCAACAAUGAAUUAAUACAAGCUGUUGUUCAUCGGUUUUCGGAUGACACUUUUUCCGUUGACUUUGACAGUUUUGUGGGAUGUCUUAUUCGUCUGGAGAUGCUUUUCAAAAUGUUUAACAUAGUAGAUACGACUAAAAGUGGAACCAUUCAGCUGACCUUGGGGCAGUGGCUGCUUCUUGGCAUGUAUUAAUUGAAGAUUGCAACACCAGCAGCAGAACAAAAAGACCAAGCAUUAAUGAAGCACAAAGUUAACGGCAACUGAUUUCAAAAUCCUUUUAACUUUGCCUUAUUUUUAUGAUUAAGACCCAACUCCUACAAAUUCACCUAGGUGUGAUGCAUAAACAGAAAUGUAGAUAACUAAUACAAAUUGCAAAAAAAUAUAUAUAAACUCCACCAAAUGAGAGAAUGAUGUACUUCAUCAAUAAUAUGGUUAAAACAGCAUUAACGUAUCAAACAUUAAAUGUAGGAGUUUACCAUAAUGACAAAAAAAAAAACUUAAGAUAAAGGAUUGCAUCAAGUCACUUAAAUUCCAUAUUAUCGUAUGUUUAUCAUCUGGAUUUUCUUUUAUGUUUGUGCAGACUUUAAUAUUGAAUGGUAUUAUAAAUCCCUUCUUGUAUUAAGGUUUUAUCAAAUUCGAUUUGCAGAAUUUGCUGAAUUGACACUUCUUGCCAAAUUAACACGCAAUACACCAGAUUUGUGCAUUAUUAAAUUUGAAAAAGUGGUCAAAUAUAAAUGUAUGCUUAACUACACCUGUGCUGCAGUUCUGUAUGGACACACAUUAUUUUCUGAAACAGAUUAUUAUCAUAAAAUAAUAAUUUGGAGAGAUUAUUUUCUUUGAAAUGUUGAAGAAAACUACUAAACACAUUUUCUGAAUAAAAACAUAUUAGGAUGACUGAGAUAAAAUGGGCAAGCUUUAUUAAUAGGAACUGAUUUGGGUAUUCAGUUGACACACUUCAUUUUGGUGGGGAGCACAGAGGAAUUGAUGUCCCUUUAUUUGGUCUGUUCUGUUGACAUUAAUGGCUUUUUUUAAUUUAUUUUGAUUUGCUGUUGGUGAUUUUUGGGCAGUAGAAUCAAAGUACUGUUAUGCUUAGCCAAAGGGAUGUGGAGUCUUUAGAAUUCUGGUGUUUGUUGUGUAAUCUUAAAUAAAUAUAUUUGCUGACUUCA
Molecule: messenger RNA, 3170 nt
Organism: Erpetoichthys calabaricus (reedfish)
Lineage: Eukaryota; Metazoa; Chordata; Cladistia; Polypteriformes; Polypteridae
Gene: capn8
Product: calpain 8
Exons: 21
Coding region: 94-2196 (700 amino acids)
Biological process (GO): proteolysis
Cellular component (GO): cytoplasm
Molecular function (GO): calcium ion binding; calcium-dependent cysteine-type endopeptidase activity
Source: RefSeq, a predicted model, not a curated record